AUGGUAUAUCAAACGACACCCGCUGCCGCGGGCAACUCCAAGGCCGACAACUGCCCUGAUGACCCCAUUGUUAUUGUCGGUGCGGCCUGCAGAUUGGCGGGUGAAGCAUCUUCUCUAGACAAUUUAUGGAACAUGAUGAAGAACUCGCGGACCGCACAUGCUAAAGUGCCAAAGGAGCGCUGGGAUGCGGACGCUUGGUACCACCCAGACCCUGACCGAAAAGGCUCUUUAAAUACUACGCAUGGCUUCUUCCUGGAGCAAGACAUUGCUGCAUUCGACGCCCCAUUCUUUACUAUCAACGCUAAGGAAGCCGCCGGCAUGGAUCCGGCAAAGAGGCUGCUACUAGAAGUGGCCUACGAGACGUUUGAGAAUGCCGGCAUGCCCUUGGAAAAAAUUGCCGGAUCAAAGACUGGUGUAUAUGUCGGCAGCAUGACUAGCGACUAUGAAGACUUGUCGACGCGCGAAAUAUACGAUGAGCCACACAUGGCCGCCGCGGGAAGCAGCGAGGCUAUGACCGCCAACCGCGUAUCCUGGUUCUUUGAUCUUCGCGGGCCGAGCUUGACGCUGGACACGGCCUGCUCCUCUAGCCUCUACGCCUUGCACCUGGCCUGCCAGUCACUACGACUCGGCGAAACCGACAUGGGUCUCGUGGCUGGCGUCAGCGUGAUACUGCACCCCAACUUCAUGCAGCAGCUGGUGGCCAUGCACAUGCUCAGCCCGGACGGCAUCUCCCACACCUUUGACGACAGGGCCAACGGGUACGGCCGGGGCGAGGGCAUCGGCGCGCUAGUCGUCAAGCGCCUAAGCGACGCCCUUCGCGACGGCGACACGAUCCGCGCCGUCAUCCGCGGCGUGGGCUCCAACGUCGACGGCAAGACGCCUAGCGUGACGAUGCCGAGCGCCGAAGCACAGGCAGAGCUGAUCAGAGAGGUAUACAAGCAGGCCAAGCUGCCCAUGGCCUCUACGCCUUAUGUUGAACUACACGGCACAGGAACGCCGGUUGGUGACCCCAUCGAGCUGUCCGCCAUUGCCGCCACCUUUGGCGCCGCCGCACCGCCGGACCAGCCCGUAUACGUCGGCAGCAUCAAGCCCACCGUCGGCCACACAGAAGGCUGCGCCGGCCUCGUGGGCGUCUUCAAGGCUAUGCUGUCGCUGGAGCGCGGCGUGCUCCUGCCCACGGCCGAAGUGCGCACCGUCAACCCCCGGCUGCGGCUGGCCGACUGGAACAUUGCGCUGCCCCCGGCGACCAUGCCGUGGCCCGCCGGCGCGCCGCGCCGCGUCAGCGUCAACUCGUUUGGCUUUGGCGGCGCCAACGCGCACGUCAUCCUCGACGGCGCGUCCGCGUACCUGCGCGAGCGGGGACUGCCAGGGCACGCGUCAGAUGAGAGCCUGGCCGAAUCCAUGGGACUGCAUGGGAGCAGCAAGCCACAGGUGAAGCCGCAGCAGACGCUGUACCCGCUCAGCGCACGCGACGAGGCGGGCGUCGCGCGGACGGCCAAGGCGCUCGGUGCCUACCUGGAGACUCAAAAGGACAGGUACGGCGCGCAUGAUCUAGCCAGCCUCGCGCAUACCCUGUCGUUCCGGCGUUCCGAGCUAGAAUGCCGCUCAUUUGUCGUGACUGAGUCCGUCAGUGAUCUGGCGCACAAGCUCGCCGCCCCGAGCACCUCGAUGCCGCGCGCCGCGCGCCGCUCCGCCAAGCACAACCGCCUCGCCUUUAUCUUCACCGGCCAGGGCGCGCAGUGGGCCGGCAUGGGCCGGCAGCUCUAUGGCCAGUUCGACGCCUUUACGCAGAGCAUCGUGCGGAGCAGCCGCUGCCUCGCAGCCCUGGGCUGUCCCUUCGGCCUGGAGGCAGAGCUGCAGCGCACUGAGCACAGCCUGAUUGAGACGGCCGAGGUCAGCCAGCCCAUGUGCACGGCGGUGCAGCUCGCGCUCGUCGACCUGCUGCGCGACUGGGGCGUCGUCCCCGGCGCCGUCGUGGGCCACUCGAGCGGCGAAAUCGCCGCGGCGUACGCGGCGCGGCGCCUGACGCACGAGGACUCGGUCACGGUCGCGUACCUGCGUGGUGUGUACUCCGGGAUGGUGUCCAAGGGCGGCCGCGUGGGCGCUAUGCUCGCGGCGGGCAUUUCCGAAGCCGAGGCUGAAACGUACCUCAAGGACGUGCCGGCGGGCAGCGUCGUCGUGGCGUGCGUCAACAGCCCCAAGAGCGUCACGCUGUCGGGCGACGCGGAUGUCGUGACGCAGCUCGAGGCGACCAUUGCGGCCGACGGCAAGUUUGCGCGGAAGCUGCGCGUCAUGACGGCGUAUCACUCGCCACACAUGCAGAGCGUCGCCGACAGCUGCCUGCAGGCCAUGCGCGACGCCGGCGUGGGCCAGAUCGCCCAGACGGGCGCCGAGGAUGUGAGCAUUCCCAUUUUCUCGUCAGUAACCGGCGAAGUCAUUGACCCGGUCGAGCUUGAUCCCACGUACUGGAUCCGCAACAUGUGCGGGACGGUGCGCUUCUUCCCUGCCGUGACCAAUCUCCUCGCCGGCAACCUCGCACAGUCUUUGAAACGGCGCACCGCCGGCCGGAAACCGGCCGUGAAGUGGGACGCGAUGGUCGAAAUUGGCCCACACUCGGCGCUCAAAGCGCCGCUGGUGCAAAUCAUGGAAGAGCUGGACAGCAAGCUCCCGACACAGCUUCCCUACACGUCGCUCCUGGUCCGCAAAGAAGACGCCGUCGCCACCGCCCUGGCGGCGGCGGGCGCGCUGUGGUCGGCGGGCGUCAAGAUCGCGCUGGACAGGGUCAACAGACAAUCGGCGUCGUCCGCGCAUGUCGUGGCGACGGACCUUCCCGCGUACGCGUGGAACCACGACAAGACGUUUUGGCACGAGGCGCCGGCGACACGCCGGCAGCGGCUGCAGAGCCGCCCGCGGACCGACCUCCUCGGGGCGCCGGUAGAGAACCAGAACCCGCUCGAGCCGCAGUGGCGCAACCACCUGCGCGUCCGCGAGAGCCCGUGGGCCCAGGACCACAAAAUCACUGGCACGAUUCUGUACCCCGGCGCUGGGAUGCUCAUCAUGGUGAUGGAGGCGGUGGCGGACAUGGCUCGUGGCCAGGCCGCUACCCCCGUACAGGGCAUCGAGUUCCGCAACGUCCGCUUCGAAAAGGGCCUCGUCAUUCCGCAAGAGGGUGCUACGGAAACCAUUCUGCGCAUCCAGCUUCCUCAGAGCAGCGGUCCUUCGCCAGCGCCGCACUCGUUUGCCAUCUUCUCGAGGAUCGGCGACGCGCCGUGGGUCAAGAACUGUCAUGGCCGCUUUCACAUUCUUCAUGCGAACAGUGAGGCUGCCGAGACAACAGCCGCUGAGGAAACGACGUCAACGCUGGAGUGGAAGCGCCACAUUGACAAGUUCCACGCGGCGCAGCAGAGCAAUGCGAUCCCGGUCGACGUCGGCAAGCUGUACACCAAGUUACACGGCGUUGGCAUGCAAUAUGGCCCGACGUUUCAGAACGUCACCGAGUUGAAGACGGUCCCUGACGGUGAGCUCUGCUACGGCGCCGUCAAGAUCCCCGACACCAAGAGCGUAAUGCCUUUUGAGUAUGAAUUCUCUCACCUCAUCCACCCUGCGACUCUCGACGCCAUCUUCCACCUCAUCGUGGUUGCAGUUGCCGGCGGCGCGAGUCUCACCGAAGCGGCGGUGCCCUCCAUGCUGGGAAAGCUGUACAUUUCAUUUGACCUACCGCAAGGGCCUGGCCAAGAGUUUGUCGGCUAUGCGGAGCGAGUUCACCGCCGUGAUGGCAAGCUCUGCGCUGACCUCGUGGUCUCGGACGGGGCCUGGCAGAAGCCAAAGGUUACAGUCCAAGGCCUCAUUAUGACACGGGUAUCGUCUGAUUCCGACACCCUGGCGCAUCCUGGACAAGGUGCCGUUGCCAAGAAGACUACCACCUUCGACUGGAAAGUCGACCCGGGCUUCUUUGCUCAGAUCUCGUCAACGGGUUCAUUGGCAAACGUGUCUAGCCUUAAAGACUGGCUAGAGCUCGAGUGCCACAAGUCUACCAACCUCAGCGUCGUGUUCAUCGGUCAAACGCUAGCCGAGCAGACUAUCGACAAACUGCUCCCGUUCUUAGAUAGCACAUCUCACUAUCGAGGCAUCUCACAUCUUACCAUUACCGAUAUAUCCAAAGACGCGCUCGAAUUAUGGAAGACAAAGACUACCUUGGCUGAUACUCCGAUCAAUUUCGUGACCGAGAGUGGGUGGACAGAAUCCAGCCAAUCUUACGACAUAGUGAUAGUCGGCGCGGCACAGAGCCACCAGAGCGAAACACUUCACACCUAUCAGACUAAACUCAACACAGGCGGUCGAAUUGUUGUCCUUGGGUCGGACGUAAAAGUACAAGUCUUUAACAGUUUUAAUGGAGUGAAUGGAGAUACAUCUACGAACAGCCAUUCCGGUGUUGGCAAGGACUUCUUGAAGCUGCACUUUGGUGAAAGUACUCCAUUGGCAGUUUACACGGAGAAAAGGCAACAGACUCCCAUCGAAGGGGAGCUUCUGCUACUGGUUCCGUCCAUCACGGAUACGUCACCGGGUGUCAGCUCGAUUCUGGACCAGUUGAACAAAUGCGCAGUAGCAACUCGUCUAGCCGAGCUGAAGGAUGCCACCUUGCUACAAAGCGGGACAGUUCUUUGUUUGCUCAGUGGCAGCCUCGUCAAUCGCUGGACGAGCGAAGAGUUCCAACACUUCCAGACUCUGAUCUCUUCUGCCAGCCGUCUUUGCUGGGUUACAAGCGGCGCACAAAUGCUGCAGCCAUCCCAGAAGGGUCUCGACGCUAGCGGUGUUUCUGGCUUGCUUCGGGUACUACGAAAUGAAUUCCCUCAGGUUGCGCUGUCUCAUCUCGACUUGUCCUUUGACCCCAACGCUGCAGAUGAAAAAGGCGCGAAGUUUGUCGUGGACGUCCUCCAUCACAUUCUAAGCCUUGUGGCAGAGGGCGAGCUUCCUGAGCUGGAGCUUGCUGAGCUGGAUGUUUUCAAAGUCCCGGCCGCAGGUUCACAAUCUGCCGCGAGGUUAUGGAUUGAGCUUAUGGUGACCUUUAUUCUCGAAUACGUCACCCACUUGGCCGCCGGAGAGACGAUCCUGGUCCAAGACGCUGACAGCCUUUUGGGCCACGCCAUUAUCGCGAGAGCCACCAAAGAAUACGGCGCGCAGGUCCACGCCACCGUUUCCAACACGGAACAAAAGAUUGCAGUAAUUCACCGAACCGGACUCGGGCCAGACUCGGUUACGGUACACCCCCCCGGGACAGGCUCCUCUUUGCUGUUUUCGCACCUUUUGGAAAAGACGCAGGGCAUGGGUAUCGACGUCGCUGUUCAGGCAGGGCACGGCUUGAUACUUGAUGAAGACGCCGCCAUUUGCCUCGCUGAACUUGCUCGAGUGGCCAUUGUUUUGCAGCCUGACCAAGCAACACCGCCACUCCCUGCACUUGGAGGCAAUGUGACUUGGGCGACGGUUGAUCCCGUGCGUAUUCUAACAGAGCAACCACGCUGGCUGGCAAAGCUACUCAGCCGGAUAAGCCAAGCGAUCCCCGCGCCUUCUGACUUUCAGUCUGGCCUCACAUUUUCUGUGACGGAACUUGACAAGGCGGUCGAAGCCGCUGAAUCAGGCAGUCCUCGUGGCCUGGUUUCGAUCAGCCUAGUCGAUGGAAUAAACGGUGCCGGACCGAGCGUCCGUGUCAUUCCGCCUGCACCGCAGAUGCCCAAGCUUGACAAAAACGCCACGUAUAUCAUGGCAGGCGGACUGGGCUCGUUGGGCCUUAGAAUCGCGGAAUUGAUGGCGAAGAACGGAGCGACGCAUCUGGUCUUCCUCUCUCGCUCUGGCGGAAAUCACCACAACGGCAAGCUAAGCACGCUUCAUGCGCUCGGAUGCGUUACCCUAGUGCUUGCCUGCGACGUGACUUCGGAAGAAAGCGUGCAGGCUAUGGUCCAGGAAGUAGAGAAGAUAGGGCGACCUAUUAAGGGUAUCAUUCAGUGCGCUAUGGUACUUCAGGAUAGCUUAUUUGAUAAGAUGAGCUAUAAGCAGUGGCAGACGGCCUUUAAGCCUAAAGUCGAUGGUAGCUGGAACUUACACUCGGCUCUUCCUAGCGAUAUGGCCUUUUUUAUUAUGCUUUCUUCUGUUGUGUCGGUCAUUGGCAACGUCGCCCAGGCAAACUACGCAGCGGGCAACUCGUACAUGGACGCCCUCGCCCGGUACCGUCGGUCUCUGGGCAUGGCUGGCACCUCGAUCAAUGCCGGGCUGGUGGCGGACUCUGAUCACACGAUUGACGGCACGAGCAUGAAGGAUUAUCUGGAACGCUUUAAGCACAUGGCCAGCGUCAGCACGACGCUGUCUGAGCUGGAUGUGGCGGUCGCUGCUGCUAUGCGGGGUACGGUCGGAAACGGCGACACGAAGACGUCGUCGCAGUUUGUCUUUUGCAUGACGGACUCGCUGGAGCCCGCGGGAGUGGAUUUUUGGGCCGGCGACGCCAAGUUCAUCCACCGGGUGUUGCGGGAGAGCACGGACGCGGAGUCGGGGGCGGACGGGGGACAAGAGAUUAGCGUGGCCGUGGUCCUCGCAGCAGCGACGGCGCGAGAGGAUUGCCAGGUCGCGAUCCAGGAUGUUAUCAAGAAGCUCCUGGCUCCCGGAUUGGGGGUGCAGCCGGGGGAUAUUGAUGUAGAGCGACCGCUGUACGAGCUUGGAGUUGAUUCUUUUAAAGCGGUCGAGGUUCGCAACCAGAUUUUCCGUCAGUUGAAGUGUGACGUGUCGGUGUUUGAAAUCUUGAGCCCCAACUCGUUGACGUAUCUGGCGGAGCAGCUGGUGUCGCGGAGCCCACUGGUACCAGCAGAGCUCAUUAUAAACAACUGA
Cordyceps militaris CM01 is the source of this 6873-nucleotide messenger RNA. Its product is annotated as Beta-ketoacyl synthase. The transcript has 8 exons. Lineage: Eukaryota; Fungi; Ascomycota; Sordariomycetes; Hypocreales; Cordycipitaceae. Bases 1 to 6873 code for a protein of 2290 amino acids. Gene Ontology annotation, molecular function: phosphopantetheine binding; 3-oxoacyl-[acyl-carrier-protein] synthase activity; fatty acid synthase activity. Gene Ontology annotation, biological process: secondary metabolite biosynthetic process; fatty acid biosynthetic process. The record is from RefSeq and is a predicted model, not a curated record.